AUGAGUGGAGACGAAGCCAAGAAUAACGACUUCUACGUCAGAUACUAUGUUGGACACAAGGGAAAAUUCGGGCACGAAUUCUUGGAAUUCGAGUUCCGCCCAAAUGGAGCUCUUCGAUAUGCGAACAACUCAAACUACAAGAAUGAUACGAUGAUCAGAAAAGAAGCAACCGUUUCAGAGGCAGUUCUCAAUGAGCUCAAGAGAAUUAUUGAGGACUCGGAAAUUAUGCAGGAAGAUGACGCCAACUGGCCAGAACCGGACAAAGUUGGACGUCAAGAGCUCGAAAUUUUGUUCAAUAAUGAACAUAUAUCGUUCACCACUGGAAAGAUUGGAGCUCUCGCUGACGUGAACAACAGCAAGGAUCCGGAUGGUCUCCGCUCAUUCUACUAUCUUGUGCAAGACUUGAAAUGUCUUGUAUUUUCACUCAUUGGUCUCCACUUCAAAAUCAAGCCAAUCUAA
This is a messenger RNA of Caenorhabditis bovis, 459 nucleotides long. Lineage: Eukaryota; Metazoa; Nematoda; Chromadorea; Rhabditida; Rhabditidae. The record is from the annotation of a GenBank genome assembly.